This is a messenger RNA of Didymodactylos carnosus, 2149 nucleotides long. Lineage: Eukaryota; Metazoa; Rotifera; Eurotatoria; Philodinida; Philodinidae. The record is from the annotation of a GenBank genome assembly.
CAAAGCAGAUAUUCAGAACCAGCACGUCUUCAGCUAUCUAUUGAUAACAAAAUAUUUCUAUUCCGGCACCAAAUUCAAUAAAUAUGAGCGACAUGUUCUCCAUCACAAUGUUCCAUCACAAUGCUCCAUCAAAAUGUUCCUCAAACGCUACUCUAUGUAUUCUAAAAUCGCAAAAUCUCGCAUAUUUUCCAAGGAGGUUUUAUAGAUUUUCCAAAAUCCCAAGAGGUUUUCGCGUAUUUCACAUUUUUCUCUCUCACCAAAGCACUUUUUGGCACAAAUAAUGCCAUAUUCGGAAUCACCAUGAAAAACUACGUCGAAUGAUAUAUAGCUUUUUAAUUUUUCUGCAGAAAUCUUUUCGAUCAAAUUGAAUUAUAGACUUGAAAGCUUGUCCGCAGCAAAUUUUGCUUAGGAAUUUGGAUAUUUAUUUUAGCAAUAGUACGCAAGUGUAUAAACACAUUUUUUAUAGGUUUUCGAAUAUGAUCUCUCCAAUAGUGAUAUUACUUCUGAGUUCUGAAAAUCUCAUCAUUAGAAAGAGCAUAUUCGAAAACCAAUAGAAAAACAUGUUUAUAGGCUUUCAUACCAGUUCUACAGCAUAUGUCCGCCUGCUCUAUAGAAAAAUGCUCACUAGAUAUCUAGUGGCUGUAUUGAGUCUUAGUGGAUGUUAGUGUAUUUCACAAAUACUUUUGAAUUACAUCUUAUUUCAUAAAUGAUACGAACUAAAAAAAUCCUCAUCAGAAAAACAGUCAUUUUAUGGCUGUUUCAGACAUUAGUACUAUAUUUCGAACAAAUAAAAAGUUUUCGAACUAGAAGAAGUCUGAACUUGAAGCCUGGUGGUAAUGAAUGCUGUUGAGAUAUUAUUCGUUUCAAAUAUUAUUGUUCUUUUUUCAGAAAGGAUCGGAAUUAGAAUUUUACCCAUAAUCUUAUCGUGGAGGAUAUAGAUUUUUCACAAUCCGUAAGUAAAAACAUUUAAUAAAAACAGAUUUAAGUAUGUUUUGUUCGUUUUUAUUUAUUUCAACAGCUCACUUGCCUUAUAUCUUCAACCGGUGGAAAUUAGUAAAUAAUCAUGGAAUCUGGACAUUAAAUAUGGUAAGUACUUUUCUUUCUCCGCUUAGCUGCUGCCAUUGAUAUGUAAACAUUCAAGAUUAGAAAAAAAAGUAAAGAAAAAAAAAUAAUACAUUUUUUUAUUAUUGUUUGUCUUAAAAGUAAAUUUAACAUUUUGAUACAAAGUUUUAUUUGGUGGGUCUUCCACAUUGUGCAUAGAGUUAUGUUUACCGUAUUGAAAUCAAUCGAUAAUUUAUUGGAAAAAUUCAAUGAAUUAUCUCAACGCCAUCAAAACUUGAUUAAAGCAUUUAAAUCUGAUUUACCAGAUGUUGAUAGUCCAUUGCGUGAUAUUACGCGUGACGAAGAGAUACAUGUUGUUCAAGACAUACCAACAGCAUUUGUUCAUAUCGAUAGUACGGAUGAUUUUAUGCAACUGGCGAAAAAACCAAAAAGUAGUAUACAAAUAACUCCACCCAACUAUACUCUGAUAUCAACAACAUUGAAUGAUACUAGCAUGAGACGUAUAUCAUCUGAAAAAUCGUCAACAAUAGAUGCUGAGAUCAUUCAGUAUCCAACUAUUAUUAAACCAACAAAAAAAUUAGCACCAUUACCUAGUUUUGCAUUGAUUCAAUCAGCUGCUACGUCAAGACGUCGAAACUUACCCAAAAAUACGACUGUGCCACCAAUUCUGAUCAAACCAACAACACCCAAAAUGAAACUACCACACUUUCAAGCUGGUGGCGUUUAUCGUUCCGAAGUACUUUCACCUGUCUUACCACGUCAUAUAAUUCAUAAUGCAGUAAUAGCAGCAACUAUAAAUCACCUAGCUCGACAUGAAAAUUCAAAACACAGACGACAAUUACCCAGUCCAAGACCGUUUCUUGUUAAACAACGACAUCCAUUUUGUCACACAAAGCCGACAGUACCUUCAGCGCAAGUGAAACGUCCCACAACAGCGUCAAUUUCGAGACCACAAAAAAAGACCAAAGUUGAAAUAACGAUAGUACGCACAAAAAAGAUUAUGGAUAAUUUUCGAUCAAGCAUAUCAGCAUCAUCCGCACGAACAAUAUUGAAUACACCAAGAAUCAUAUCGGCAAAAUCCUCAUAA